UUGAGUCGGCCCCAACAAGUUUCAUUUCGUGCGGAUUACUUUUCGUUCAUGUUGCGAGACGGGACCCGCACCGACGUUACAAAGUCCCCAGAAUGGGAAACGCGAUGGCUCGGUGCUCGGAGGAAAGGGACAGAUGGGGUAAGUUCCGCUCAUUACGGAGAGAAGAUACUUUACGCCCACAUUUAAAAUACGUCUGUCGAGCCGGAACCAACAUUUUGGAGACAACAGGAAGAGGGGUCGGGGUGGGGACGGACGUUGCUAUGGAGGAGGUGCCAGCGAUGGAGGAACCGGCGGCGGCAGCAGCAGGUGCAUUAAACGGUGAUGGUUUUAAGAAACCUUUGCUCCCUUUGGCUCCACCACAGAAGAAAACUCUCCAUUCAAGCAUUCUGAAUACUGUCCCAGAAUCAAUUGAAAGUGUUGACGUUGUUGGGGAGUCCAAUGUGAAAGCUGUACCAGCCGUGGAGAGCUCUGUAGGUCAUGAACAAGAAAAUCAACUGGAACUCCAAGAAAGACCCACACCGGAUCAGCGGCUCAUUGAGGAUCCUCGUCUCAAUCCCAUAACACUGUCAAAGAAGCCCAGGUCAGCUGCCAUGAGGUUACCUUCAGAUAAAUAUAAGCCCUGCCCCCCUCUCCCAUAUGUGGAACCACCAUGGGGAGGGUUAGCAGAAGCCCCUUACAGCUUUGAGAUCCUCAAAAAUGGCAGCAUAGUCUCAGACAUGAAUCUGAAUUCAAAGAGCUUUUAUGUUGUUGGGAGGCUUCCGACCUGUGACAUCUCUCUUGAACAUCCUUCCAUUUCUCGGUACCAUGCCAUAGUGCAACAUAGGAGAGUUGCUGAUGGGGAGAGUGGCACUGGAUUUUACAUUUAUGACUUGAACAGUACUCAUGGGACAGUGGUAAACAAACAGAAAGUCCAUCCGAACUGUUACCAGAGGCUUAAAGUCGGCCAUGUUGUUAAAUUCGGAGGGAGCACACGACUCCUUGUAUUGCAGGGCCCAGAAGAGGAUGAAGAGGAGGAAUCUGAUUUUACUGUGACUGAGUUGAUGCAGAGGAGCCAACAGCACAAGCAGCUGGAGAAACGAAUGCUGGGCGAAGAUUCUGAUGAGGAUGAAAGUGCAGAUAUUGAAGCAGAGGAGCAGCCAAGGCCACCUGCAGCCAGCAGUGUCACUGGUUGCACAUGGGGAAUUGUUGAGGAUGCAGUGGAAGAUGAAAGUGAAGACAACCCAUAUUCCAUUGAAUUCCAGGAGGACCGUGAAGCUUUUUAUAUCAAAGACCCUAAGAAAGCACUACAGGGUUUCUUUGAUAGGGAAGGUGAGGAGUUGGAGUACGAGUAUGAUGAGCGUGGCUGUGGUACCUGGGUCUGUAGAGUCAGGCUCCCAGUGGAGGAUGCUCUAGGAAGAGAACUUAUUGCAGAAGUGACGCACACUGGUAAAAAGAAAGAAGCCAUGGUUCAGUGUUCAUUGGAGGCUUGCAAGAUACUAGACGCCAGAGGGGUUCUGCGCCUGGAAGCAGUUUCGCGGAAACGGAAAUCUAAAAACUGGGAAGCGGAGGACUUCUAUGACAGUGAUGAAGAUACUUUCUUAGAUCGGACAGGAGCUAUCGAAAAGAAAAGACUGAACCGAAUGAAGAAGGCAGGAAAAGUAGAGGAGAAAGUGGAAACUUAUGACUCAUUGGUUGCCAAGUUAACAGAGGUGCAGAAAGAGCUUUCUGAUGUUGAAGCCAAGUUGAAAAUGUCUGGCAAAGAUUGCACGCAAGCCCCUGGGGAAGAUCCUUUAGAUGCCUUCAUGACCAAAAUCCGAACAGGAGCAACAGUAGAUAAUGUCACUCGAAAGAAAUUGCACAUUAAGUCCUUUGAACUGAAAAGAGAGCAGCAAAGGCUACAGAAACUAAUAAAGAUAGUGACACCAGCAGAUUUACCAGAGCUGAAAAUGGAGAUUGCGAGUCAGGCUGGAGAUGCAGAACCCAAACCUAAGAAAAUUGCUCUCAUGUUUGGGGCAAUGAAGGGAGGAAAAAAGUAUAAACUGAAGACAGGCACUAUCGGGAGAUUGCCACCUAAACGACCUGAGCCACCUAGUAGUUGUUUUAACAUGAAGGAAAGCCAAGUAGUUGAAGAAGAAGAGGAGGAGGAGGAGGAGGAGGAAGAAGCACACAAGAACAAACCUGCUGCUCUGACCCAAGGACAAGAAAUAGAGCAAGAACCAGGCUUGUCUCACCCUACUGAUUUAACGGAAAAUCCCAGCCACGAUAGUGAAACCACACCGUCGGCUCAGGUUUCCAAUCAAGAAGGAGGUGAGGAUGGUGCAGCAGCUUCAAUAGAAGACAGGGACAUCGACUCUCCAUUGAAAGAUUCAAUGCCAGCCAUCUCACCAACUCUCAUCAGAGCACUACCCAGUGAAUGAUCCUGACUAUUGUGUGUGGAUGCCCCCUUCAGGUCAAACGGGUGAUGGUAGGACACAUCUGAAUGACAAAUAUGGCUAUUGAAAGCCCAAGGCAGUUGCCAUGUCCCAAGGAUGUACAUCUGGCUGGAGGGGAUUUGUAAAUGUGCCUAUACUGCCACCUUCAGAGCACUAUGUGUGCAGUCAGGAAGCUUAUGGCAGUAGCUGGUGUUGUAUGAAACUGGAGAACGGUGCAACUCUGAAAGUCUCAUCAAGGUCAUUUUGCUGUUGCUGUGCAUCCCUACACCCCAUCCCUGUUAGGAUGUUUUUGGGACUCUAGAGCACACAAAACAAUAUUUACGUAAAAUUCUGUUUCUCCUUUUUUGGGUUCCCACUGGGGCAGAGUCGCAGUCCCAAUUGGAGACACAUCUGACGGUAUUAUCAAACGUUAGAACAAUUUGAUAUCUGUGACUCCUAACGUGAUGUGCUUAUGGCUUUGAUACUGCUGCCUGGGACAGCCCCCUAGUUCUCCUGUCUAAAGUGGAGUACAAUUACUUACCACAUGGGAAAUGAAACAGGAGUUUUCCAUUUGAUGCCUGAGUUUGGUAUUUUCCCUUGAGAGCACAAACCAGAGUUUAAGCUACUUAGAGCAGCAGUAAGUCUUUGGAUGACCACAGACAACACAGAGGUCAGUGGCUGCAGCUAUUUGUAGUAAUCAUUUGAGAAGUUCAGGACAAGGUAUCCACAAUAAAUAACCAUAAGUCUACACUCAAUUCACUUCUGCUUAUUAUAUACAGCCUCAGUUUACUCUUGGUUUUUGGCUUUUUCAGUGCUUGCUCGUGUUUGGUUUCAACAUCUUCAAAUGUAAUGUAAGAUUAAUAUUGUGAUUCCAGACUAACUGAAACCCAUCUGGAGCUCAUAUCAGAAAUUCCUGGGGUGUACCAUGCAUCUGUUUUGCAGUUAAUUGACAGUGCAGCAUGAACCCCCAUAAUUUCAGAGACAUUGGUCAGAAAAUUACACCUUGAGUGUGGUUGUGGGUGCAUGUGCAUACAAAAGCAACUAUAUUGUGCUGUCUGUCACCUUGCUGAAGGGAGAGGAUAUGCUUGGUAAUAUAGCAUUUGGUUGCUUUGUUAUGACGAAAAUAAAUCAUUUUAUUUGGAGCUA
This is a messenger RNA of Stegostoma tigrinum, 3536 nucleotides long. RefSeq names its product solute carrier family 4 member 1 adaptor protein (gene slc4a1ap). The record is from RefSeq and is a predicted model, not a curated record. Gene Ontology annotation, molecular function: mRNA binding; protein binding. Lineage: Eukaryota; Metazoa; Chordata; Chondrichthyes; Orectolobiformes; Stegostomatidae. The transcript is spliced from 14 exons. Bases 93 to 2396 code for a protein of 767 amino acids.